GCCGCGGUCCCCGACGGUGUGCGACGCCCGGCUGGCUUCGAACUUUUCUCCGCCGGGGCGCCCUCCUCCUCCCGGAGCGGCGGAUGCAGCGCGGGCUGGGCCGCCUGGUUGGGGUUGGGGUCGGGCGGUGGGAUCUCCUCCCAGUCCAGUAGCGGGGCUCGGUCCGACUGCUUAACCAUGAUAAUGCUGCCUCGGAAAGCGAGAAAAAAUAACACAACAGUCCGCUAUCAAGUAGAAUCGAGCACACUAAACGCUUCGCUGGAGCCGGAUCAUGAUGUCCUGCUGCUCGGGUUGUUUUCUGUGUAUUUGUAAGCGUGUCACAUUCACUGACGGGCUUCUUUUCCUCCGCCUGUCUCACUGUUUUGAUGACGUAGCUGACUUCCGCCCACGUGUCUCUAUUACUAUUUCAUACAGUGACCUAAUUUUGGUUAUGGGCAUUUUAUGCUGCCCAGGCUUAAUAAUAUUCAGUCGAAUGGACAUACAGCAUAAAUGUGCCUUUUGACUAUUACGUAAAUAUUCGCGAUAUUUAGAUUGUAUCUAGUUUUACUUAAAUUGUUCAUUUUAGUGUUGUUGUGAUAAAAUUACACAUUUAAAUAUGUAUUCAUAUACCUUUUAAAAUUCUUAUUUUGCUCGUUUUUAAAGUAAGGCUGUUAAAGUGGAUUUCGCAAUUAGCAGCCAUUGUUAAAGUCAGGUGUGCGAUUUGUGAACAGUUCAGCCAAUCAGAGAGGUAGCUGUGUUAACCCGAAGGCAUAAACAGGAAGUAAUUUACAUACAAGGCGCGAAAUUCAAGCGUGGUAUGGCGGUGGGGAAUUCAACGUCUUAGUAUUUUAGGGGAAACCUUUGCCAAAACUCCCUGGCCCUGAGCAUGUCGACGUUUUUAGACGAUCUCAGCCAUCGCCUGGACUUCUCUAGCUGUGGGGAGGAGGGCAGCAGCAGUGACAACAGUUCCGAUGACUGUACCUUCAGGUUCCAAAGUCCCAGGAUUCUAAGUCCCAGGAUUCUAAGUCCCAGGAUUCUAAGUCCCAGGAUUCUAAGUCCCAGGAUUCGAAGUCCCAGGAUUCGAAGUCCUAGAAUCCGCAGCCCCAAGAUCGGCAGCCCCCGGAUCGGCAGUCCCAGCUCUGCGUGCCGGACGCCCAAGGUGCAACGCCACCGCAGCAGAAACAACACAAUAUGUUCCCCUUCGCAAUGUACUAGCCCCAUACCUUACGCUUCCUGGAGGAAACUGAGGCUGUGUGACUCUCCCAGCACACCCAAAAGCUUACUAACUAAGUCGUCCCAGCCUUGCUCCAGUACUAAGAUAUGUCGCCCUCCUAGGACCCUGCGUUUUGCCUCAGCUACUGCCGCUAACCACAUCAAAACACUUCUGGUCAAUGUUAAUCCUUUCACCCCCGACACAGUCCGCAGGAACAGCGAGCCACAGUGGAGGAACUGCGGUAGAAGUGAUGACGAUUAUGGACGCAGGAUGAAACACAGCCUGACGUCAUCUGAGGAGGAUGAUGAAGCCUUCCUCCCACCUAAGAGGCGAGCUGUCCAAGCCUUUAUGCUGUCACGCUAUGAGAGUGAGUUCCUGGAGCUGGAGUGCAUUGGUGUGGGCGAGUUUGGAGCAGUUUACAAGUGUGUGAAGAGGCUGGAUGGUUGUUUGUACGCCAUAAAACGCUCUCGCCGACCCCUGGCAGGCUCUACCAAUGAGCAGUUGGCCUUAAAGGAAGUGUAUGCACAUGCUGUUCUUGGGCACCACCCACAUGUUGUUCGCUAUUAUUCAGCAUGGGCAGAAGAGGAUUGCAUGAUUAUUCAGAAUGAAUACUGCAAUGGUGGAAGUCUCAGUGAUGCCAUUGUGUUGAAGGAAGAGCAGGGUGAGCUUUUUACAGAGGAUGAGUUGAAGGAUCUGCUCUUACAAGUGUCCAUGGGGUUAAAGUACAUCCACAGCUCAGGCCUCGUACACCUCGACAUCAAACCAAGUAAUAUAUUCAUUUGCCAGCGUCCCAGCACAAGUGCAUCAGGUGAAGGGGAGAGUGAGGAGGAAGAUUACCAAAACGCUUCAGCGGGAGUCGUCUACAAAAUUGGGGAUCUGGGUCAUGUGAACUCAACCAACAGUCCUCAAGUUGAGGAAGGGGACAGCCGCUUUCUGGCCAGUGAGGUCCUUCAAGAGGAUUACAGCCAGCUGCCCAAGGCGGACAUUUUUGCUCUUGGCCUCACCAUUCUGCUGGCAGCCGGUGCUCCUCCACUCCCUCAAAAUGGAACCGAGUGGCACAGCCUUAGAAACGGAGAGCUCCCGAAACUGCCAAAGGAGCCAUCUGCUCCCUUCAGAGGCCUACUUCAGUUGUUGCUGGAUCCAGACCUGACAAAGCGGCCAUCUGCCAGGGAGCUGUGCAAGCACCCAGUCCUGCGGGAGGGGAGGACGGGAAAGGUGGCUGCUCGGCUACGCCAAGAGCUCAAUGUAGAAAAGUUCAGGACAGCCAUGCUUGAAAGAGAGCUCCAGGAGGCUCGUCAGGCUGCAUUGUCCCCCAAGCAGAACCUCCUUCCAGGGUUGAAACUUGCUGCAAAGGUGGGGUCCCUACCCAGAGCACAGAGGCUUAUUGGCGGGAAGGCGCCACGAUCCAUGAGCUUUGGCUGCACAGGUUAUUGAAUCUAAUGGAAGGCCCACAUGCCAGUCCGAAAUUAGUCACUUUCAGCAACCAGGCUGUUGUAAAAGGAAACCAUGUCUCUCAGAUAAGGCAGGGUGACCCUUUCACCAAACGGCAAAGACUUUAUUGAGACUAAUAUAAAUAAGCGGAUGGACAGUUUUAACUCGCAUGUGGAUAUCAUUGGUUUUAAAGGACUAGUCUGACUGACUUAAACACUUCACAAAGUGAUUUUCUGGCAGUUGAAUUUUAAUUGGUGCAAUGUACUUUCUUUAGAACUGUAAAUAAACAUUUAAAUCUUU
Gymnodraco acuticeps is the source of this 2923-nucleotide messenger RNA. It is a transcript of the gene wee2, whose product is annotated as WEE2 oocyte meiosis inhibiting kinase. Gene Ontology annotation, molecular function: magnesium ion binding; non-membrane spanning protein tyrosine kinase activity; ATP binding. Gene Ontology annotation, biological process: mitotic cell cycle; protein phosphorylation; regulation of meiosis I. The coding region runs from base 866 to 2626 and encodes 586 amino acids. The record is from RefSeq and is a predicted model, not a curated record. Lineage: Eukaryota; Metazoa; Chordata; Actinopteri; Perciformes; Bathydraconidae. Gene Ontology annotation, cellular component: nucleus. The transcript has 12 exons.